CCCGCCGGCCCGUGGGCUGGGGCAGAGCUGCCCGCAGGGCCCUGGGCACGGCGGGGCUCAGCCCGCGGCGGGGGGGGGGGAGGCGCACCUCGCUGUGGGGUGAUGCAGAAGACAGCCCUGGGGUUGAUGCUGCCCCAAAGUGAUGAGACUCCAGGGCUUCCCCCUUCCCUAAAUCCAUGCUCCUCCCGGCCUGGGACCCCUGAGGACACCCCCUGGGCUGCCACCGGGAUGGGGGUGAGUGCAGCAGGAGCAAAACCCACUGCCGUCGUGCCCCCCUGCAUGGGGUCUGCCCAACCCCAAAGACGCCAGCUUGCACCAGCCUUCACGCUGGCAGGAGCCGUGCCGAGCCGUGCCGUGCUGUGCCACGGCCCGGAUCAGCCUGGAGCAGGAGGGCGUGAGCAGGGCAGGCCGGUGCGGAGACCCCCGGGGUCUGGCGGCCGGCCGCACUGCCCCCACGCGCACCCCACCUGCGUGGCUCUUCCAGGGGGCAAGCGGGACAGCGACCUGAUCCUGCCCAUCAACUCCUCCCUGAGCGUGACGCUGCACCAGGACCAGCUGAAGACCACCACCACCGUUGCCAUCAGCAGGGACUUCAAGGAGGACCGGCUGUGGCUGAACGGCGAGGAGGCUGAUGUGGGGCAUCCCCGGCUGCAGUCCUGCCUGCGGGAAGUGCGACGCCUGGCCCGGAAGCGCCGCGGCGGCGGCGAGGAGGAGGACGCGGCCCCGCUCAGCCUGACCUACAAGAUCCACAUCGCCACGGAGAACAACUUCCCCACGGCGGCCGGCCUGGCGUCGUCGGCGGCCGGCUACGCCUGCCUGGUGUUCGCCCUGGCUCGGCUCUACGGCGUGGAGGGCGAGCUCUCCGAGGUGGCGCGGCAGGGCUCGGGCAGCGCCUGCCGCAGCAUGUUCGGCGGCUUCGUGCAGUGGCACAAGGGCGAGCGGCCGGACGGGAAGGACAGCGUGGCGCAGCAGGUGGCCCCCGAGACCCACUGGCCGGAGCUGAGGAUCCUCGUGCUGGUGGUCAGCGCCGACAAGAAGCAGGUGGGCAGCACCGCGGGGAUGCAGACCAGCGUGGACACCAGCCCCUUGCUGAAGCACCGCGCGGAGGCCCUGGUGCCGGAGCGCAUCGCCCGCAUGGCGCGGCACAUCCGCGAGCGCGACUUGGAGGGCUUCGGCCAGCUCACCAUGCGCGACAGCAACCAGUUCCACGCCACCUGCCUCGACACCUUCCCCCCCAUCUUCUACCUCAACGACGUCUCGCGCCGCAUCAUCGCCCUGGUCCACCGCUACAACACCCACCACGGCCGCACCAAGGUGGCCUACACUUUUGACGCCGGCCCCAAUGCCGUGAUCUUCGCGCUGGCCGACACCGUGGCGGAGUUCGUGGAGGUGGUGAGACGCAGCUUCCCUCCGGCGCCCAACGGGGACCAGUUCCUGCAAGGGCUGCCGGUCGGCUCGGCCUCGCCGGCGGAGGAGCUGCUCUCGGCCGUGGUCUCGGAGCCGGUGCCGGGGGCCGUUCGGUACAUCCUGCACACCAAGCCCGGCCCCGGCCCCCAGCUCCUGGACGACCCCAGCCAGCACCUCCUGGGGCCAGACGGGCUGCCCCGAGGCAGCGCCUGAGCCCCCCGCCGCCGUGGGGCCGCGCUCCUGGUGACGCUGCGAGGGACGGCUGCGACGCGCGGCGGUUUGGGGGGUCCGGGGGGGGGGCAGCAGGGUCUGGCCCUGCCCUAGCCCCUCCAGGGAGACGGGGCAAGGACCGACUCGGGCUGUGCCCCCGUGGGGCUGCCCCACGGGUUUGGUGCCCUGCGUCCUGGCCCGGGGCAAAGCCGUGGCGAGGCAGGGGCUGCCCCCCCCCCCCGGGCCCUGGUUUUUACUCUUUUGUAAACAAAUAGAGUUUUUUUCCC
Rhea pennata is the source of this 1904-nucleotide messenger RNA. It is a transcript of the gene MVD, whose product is annotated as mevalonate diphosphate decarboxylase. Gene Ontology annotation, molecular function: diphosphomevalonate decarboxylase activity; ATP binding. The coding region runs from base 103 to 1620 and encodes 505 amino acids. The record is from RefSeq and is a predicted model, not a curated record. Gene Ontology annotation, biological process: isopentenyl diphosphate biosynthetic process, mevalonate pathway; isoprenoid biosynthetic process. Gene Ontology annotation, cellular component: cytosol. The transcript is spliced from 9 exons. Lineage: Eukaryota; Metazoa; Chordata; Aves; Rheiformes; Rheidae.